Staurois parvus is the source of this 286-nucleotide messenger RNA. The record is from the annotation of a GenBank genome assembly. NCBI's taxonomy places the organism in Eukaryota, Metazoa, Chordata, Amphibia, Anura, Ranidae.
GCUCUAGGAGGAUGCAAAACCUCUGACCUAUGUCUUUUCAGUAGGAGAGUGCUGAUCACAUGCACUCUCCUAAGGAAAAAAAACUCUCUAGCAAUACACACCAAACUGAGCAUGUGCAGAAUGGCUACGGUUCAGUCUGUCUUAUCAGGAGAUAAGAUGCAGACAUUUGAACAAGAGGAGGAAACCUUUUUACAUAAUGCAGAGGAUUAACUCCUUAGGUUCCACAGUGAGUAUAACAAGCACGCUUUACUGCAUAUACAGACUGAUUUUACUGUUGUGGGGUUAG